Protopterus annectens (West African lungfish) is the source of this 6722-nucleotide messenger RNA. RefSeq names its product unc-51 like autophagy activating kinase 2 (gene ULK2). Lineage: Eukaryota; Metazoa; Chordata; Ceratodontiformes; Protopteridae. The transcript has 28 exons. The coding region runs from base 1159 to 4281 and encodes 1040 amino acids. Gene Ontology annotation, cellular component: autophagosome; cytoplasm. Gene Ontology annotation, biological process: positive regulation of autophagy; peptidyl-serine phosphorylation; autophagosome organization. Gene Ontology annotation, molecular function: ATP binding; protein serine/threonine kinase activity. The record is from RefSeq and is a predicted model, not a curated record.
AGUGAGCUAGGCAAUAGUGGCACUGCACGGUAUUGGCGGAGGAAGGUGAGGUCUUAAGACAAUCGCUAAAAUGACGAGAUAGAUACGGUCCAUAGCCGCAACCACAACAGCAGAAGAAUCCAUGGACUCUUUGGCAGGGCGGAGGAAACUUGAGGGGCGGUGCUAUGGUCGCUAUAAAUAAAAUGCCGCAUUAAAAUAACAGUCAUGUUGUUGUUAUUCAUCGAAUUGGGCGUUGAGAAAAGCUUGUGAAAAAGCUCUUAUCACGUCUUUGUGUUUCUUCUACCUGUCCGAAAUCUAGUCAUUCAUUGACUGUAUACGUUAUACAAUAAAGAGUUGCUACCAGGAAGAAGAGCACUCAGUGUCCUGUUAAUAACUGCCAAGCACUGAACAUUUUUGUCAGUCUGACGUAAAGGUACUGCCUGGGCUGGCACAGAACAUAUUGUUAAGUGAAGAAACCAGUGUAAACUGAAAUACACUUACAGAGAAAUAAAGCUAAUUAAAUGUGUCUUGUUUUCAGACUACAAAGAAUUCAGAAUACAAAGAAAACAUACGAUCUGACACUUUUUUGCUGCUAUAUGUUCCUGCCCGCUGUACGAGUCUAUGUUAUGAACCACUGGAUGGUUUUGUUAUUCUUUUGUAACUACACAGAGGAGGGAUUAUUGAUCUUAUAGAUCCAAUAUACGCUUGCGACGAUUUUAAUGUAUUCUCGGGUGUUCUUGGAAAGCUUUUGGAUUCCUGGAUCUGUGAAGCCUAGCGAAGUCUGCUUGUUAAUUUAAUAGCCGAAAUCCACAGCAGAUGUAAUUCCUAAUGGUAGAUAUCUUUGGUUUGUUGUAGUUGCUGUCUUUUUCGUGUGGGUUAUGAAGGGCAGUUUUCCUUAUUUUGUUGGCUUAGGAAUGACUUUAACGAACCCACGAUUCUAAUUGCCCCUUUAAUUCCAAAAUUAUGGAUUUGGAAGUAUUAUUUUAAGGCGAUACAGCCUCCAUGGUUUGGAGUGCAUUGUUGUGCACUGUUGCUAAUGGAACGGGAAGAUGAUGGAAGUCACCUUACAGGACGUACCAGUCAUAACCUGGGCUAAUGCUUCUGAAGAAGGGGCUGUGAAGAAGAGAAAAGAAGACAAGCUUCUGUCCCAUUGUUGGUAAUAUUUAUUUCGGUCCCACGAUGGUUGAGGUGGUCGGGGAGUUUGAAUACUGCAGGAAGGACCUCAUAGGUCACGGAGCCUUUGCUGUGGUGUUCAAAGGCCAUCACCGAAAGAAAACUGAUUGGGAGGUGGCCAUCAAGAGUAUCAACAAGAAGAAUCUUUCCAAGUCCCAGAUACUACUUGGCAAGGAAAUUAAAAUAUUAAAGGAACUUCAGCAUGAAAACAUUGUGGCAUUGCAUGAUGUCCAGGAAACCCCCAACUCUGUCUUUUUGGUCAUGGAGUACUGCAAUGGUGGUGACUUGGCUGACUAUUUGCAAGCUAAAGGAACACUUAGUGAAGAUACCAUACGAGUGUUUUUGCAGCAGAUUGCUGCUGCUAUGAAGGUCCUUCACAGCAAAGGGAUUAUUCAUCGAGAUCUGAAACCCCAGAAUAUUCUGCUAUCUUACACAGGACGGCGAAAAACUGGCAUUCGGAUCAAGAUAGCUGAUUUUGGCUUUGCCCGCUAUCUGCAGAGCAAUAUGAUGGCUGCCACUCUGUGUGGGUCCCCAAUGUACAUGGCACCAGAAGUUAUUAUGUCACAACACUAUGAUGCUAAAGCAGAUUUGUGGAGUAUAGGAACAGUAAUUUACCAAUGUCUGGUAGGAAAACCACCUUUUCAGGCUAGUAGUCCACAAGACCUGAGGCUGUUCUAUGAGAAAAAUAGGAAUUUGGUCCCAGCUAUCCCACAAGAGACAUCUCCUCAUCUGGCAGAUCUCCUCCUUGGCCUUCUACAGAGAAACCAGAAAGACAGGUUAGACUUUGAAACCUUUUUCAACCAUUCUUUCCUUGAUCAGUCUUCAGUAGUCAAAAAAUCUUGCCCUGUGCCUGUACCAGCACCAACGCAUCCUGGCUCUGCUUCUGGCAGCUCAUGUGGCAGUUCUCCAUCAUGCCGAUUUGCUUCUCCUCCUUCCUUGCAAGACAUGCAGCACAAUCAGGAAGACACCUUAUCUUCUCCACCUCAGGGUCCCCCUAAUUAUCUUCAGAUAUCUAAAGAUUCUGCUAGCACCAGCAGCAAGAACUCUUCGUGUGACACAGAUGACUUUGUUAUAGUACCGCACAAUAUCCCUUCAGACCAGUCAUGUGAUGUACCUUUGGGACUAACUGGAAGGCGAGCAUCAAGUGAGUUUUUGGUCUGCGGAGGCAUUUGUCAGCCUACAGUAUCCCCACACAGUGAGACUUCUCCAAUCCCUGUUCCCACGCAAGUCCAGAACUACCAUCGUAUUGAGCAGAAUCUGACUUGCACAGGCAGUCCUACAGCUAACACUGGUGGAUCACCAAGGUCUGGAACAGUAAGGAGAUCCAACACUAGCCCCAUGGGUUUUCUGAAGACUGGCUCCAGUUCUCCAACACCAGCCGAUACUGCACAAACCAUUGGUCGAAGGCUGUCUGCAGGAUCUUCACGACCUUACUCUCCAUCUCCCUUAGUUGGUACUAUUCCUGAGCAGACUGGGCACUGCUAUUGUGGUCUUCCUCAAGGACAGGAAUCCAGAGGCCGUAACUCCUCAAGUGGUUCACCUGUGCCACAGCCUCAGUUGAUGGGUGCCAGGCUGCAAAGCGCCCCCACUCUCACUGACAUUUACCAGAACAAACAGAAACUUAGGAAACAACAUUCAGACCCAGUGUGUACAAAUUCUGCUAGCUAUGGAUGCAAUAAUUUGCCACAGCCUAAUAAACCUGUUAGCCUUGGAAUGUCACCUACUAAGUACAUGGGAUCCUCGCCCAGGAACUCUGAAUGGCUACAUAAAACGCCUCUUCCAACUAUUAUUGGAUCCCCUACUAAGACAACAGCACCUUUCAAGAUCCCUAAAACCCAAGCGUCUUCCAACCUGCUGGCUCUGGUUGGUCGACAAGGAUUGUGUGACAAUACUCUGCAGUCCAAAGACACAAAUGACCCAGGCGAGUUCACCACUUUUCAGUGCCCGUCAAAUGAAAAAUACACAGUGUCAGAACAAAACAAAACUACCUUUGGCAGGUCAGUAAGUGCAGGAAAACUCUCUGACCAGACGGUGAAGACAACUCUUGGUGGUUAUGCAUAUCAGGGAAGCACAGACAGUCUCAAUUCUGAAAGGCCAAUGGAUACAGCUCCAGCAGGAACCUGUGGAAUGUUGAUGGGUUCCCCUGCUGUGGCAGCAGAGAACAGUCCAAGAACAGUUCUGUUUACAGUCGGGUCUCCUCCAAACAGUAUCACCCCUCCUACAACCUGUGUUCACAUGGUCAGCCGGACAAGAACAACAUCAGUUGGAUCAAAUAGUUCUGCUGGGUCUUUGUGUUCCAAUAGUGGGCGUGUGUACAUGGGUUCCCCUUCUGGCACCUGUAUGGGAUCUUCUCCACCAGGGGCAGAAGCAGGUCUUAAUCUCCGCUUAGUGCCUUAUGGAACAUCUCCUCCAAGCUUAGAGGGUUUUAUCACUUUUGAAGCUCCAGAACUGCCAGAAGAGACCUUGAUGGAGAGAGAACACACGGAUACUUUACGUCACUUAAACAUGAUGCUGUCAUUUACCGAGUGUGUCAUGGACAUCGUAACAUCCAGAGGUGGAGUCUUGGAAAUGGGUACUUCAGCAGUCUCCUUGUACCAGAUUCAGGAGAGUGUAGUUGUGGAUCAAAUAAGCCAGCUCAGUAAAGAAUGGGGCCAAGUGGAACAUCUUGUACUGUACAUGAAAGCUGCACAGUUAUUAGCAUCCUCUUUGCAUCUUGCCAAAGCACAAAUCAAAGCAGGGAACCUGAACCCAUCCACUGCUGUUAAACAAGUUGUCAAAAUGCUGAAUGACCGCUACAAGUUAUGCAUCGCCUUUUGUAAGCAGCUGACUGAAAAACUGAAUCGCUUCUUCUCUGACAAGCAAAAAUUUAUUGAUGAAAUUAACAGUGUUACAGCUGAGAAACUGAUUUAUAACUACGCUGUGGAAAUGGUUCAGUCAACAGCUCUGGAUGAGAUGUUCCAGCAAACAGAAGACAUAACAUUUCGCUAUCACAAAGCAGCCAUGCUGCUUGAAGGACUGACAAAAAUCCUGCAGGACCCAGCUGACAUAGACAGUAUACACAAAUACAAAAGCAGUGUCAAGCGAAGACUGGCAGCACUGUAUGGCACUGUGACCGUGUACAAUCCGUAAUGUGUCCAACAAGGACCAAGAUGGUCAAGCAGGGGACCACAUAAUCAGCACGUUGCAUACCCUUUCUACACUUUCAAUGAGUCAGUCCCGCAUACAGUUUUAAAGUUUCAGAAAGUAACUGAAGGAUCUUAUAGUUUUUAUUUUUAUUUUAAAUGUGAUUACCAAAGAAGCAGCGUUUGACUCUUGAAGUAGAGAAAUGGCACUUCCAGAAGCACCUAUCUGUUUUGAUAGAUAUGUAUAUAGUUAUAUAUGUUUUGUCUGCCUCAUAGAGGCAGAAACAUAAUCUUCCUGAUAGCUUUAUGUUUGUCAAUAAUUGUUAUCACUGGGACACUAAAAUGUGUUAAAAUUUAUUUAUAUGUUAAAUUACUGAAAAAUGGGGACUUUGAUGCAUUUUCAUACGGUAUAUUAAACAGUGUUCAAGAAGCGAGGAGAAUUAAUGAACUGUACCUGCAUUUUCAAAGAUAAAAUAACAACUAGCACUGUCUAAAAAAAAAAAAAGCAUGUAACGGUCUUCAGCAGUGAAGUUGGAAGUUUUACUUGGAUCUUUGAAAAAGCUAAAAUGGACAUGCAGAGCCUGAUCUGGCCAGCAAAAACAAGCACUUUAUCUUGAAAAAUAUGGAAGCCUACAGGAGACAAACUAUUGCAAAAAAAUACAUGGAGGAUCAAGAAGCACUUGAGAUGGUCACUUAAAGGCCUGGAUAUUGAAGUGGCUAUGAUGUUAAGCAUUCUCCUUGUGAGCCACUUCAUUUUUGCACUAAAUGAACACUUUUUGGACUAGGUCAGCUUUGCCAGUUACAGUGAAGCAACAGGCACUAACUUAAAAGUGACUGAGGAUGGUAAAAUAAUUUCAUUGCAUAUCAAAAGCACAUUUUCUUUGCAUUAUGAGUAAAAUUAUUGAAGGCUUUUAAGGUACAUUUGUAGCAAAAUAAUACAUUUUUAUGCAAGUUUUUUUCAUCUGACACUUGUCCCAGUACUUGAUAAAUUUACUGUAGGAGCAGUCUGUAAAAAAACUGUGCAUUACUAAUAGUUUCUUACUGUAUAUUUGGGUACCCAGUGUAUUUUGUGCAUGUGUGGCCUGUAGUUUAAUGCCUGUUAUUUCGCAAAGUUCAGUACUUAGCACUUCAUGCUUAUUGACAUUUACUUAGACAGUAUUUGAAUAUAAUGUUAAAAACAUGGAUAGAAACUUGCGGUAUAGAUUGAAAGAAAAGAAAAAAAGAAUGAUGUAAUAUUUGUGAUAGCUUUGUUUACAACAUAUUUGGUCUGUCCGGUUGUUUCUUUUAGUACACGAGAACUGUUCUUAUGUAUAAAAUCUAUCACUAGGAAUUCUUGCCAGGCCUCGAUCACAUUGAAAGUGUAUUUUGUUUUUUAUGAUCAGAUAGAUGUUCUUGUUUUAAUAUUUUGAAUCACUCCCCGCCCCUCCCCCGCAAAAAAAAAAAAAACUCCCAUUACUGUCCACUUACAUAUUGCACUGCAACACCAGCAGAGAUGUACAUGUAGAAUGCAGUUUUUUUUUUUUUUUUAUCUUCAUUGCAGGUUACCAUAUAUACCUUCAUGUAUUUCUGUGCCACCUGAAUGUUUUACACAGGCAGUCUCUGCCCUGACAUAUAGGAGGAAUUUUUAGAUUGCUGCUCCAUUUUCAUCGAUUCCUUCCUCUGUGUGUCAGCUUGUGUCCUCCAACUGGAGGAGAGACAUUUCUUGGCUGUUUAGGCCACUUUUUACUUCUGACUUCAUGAUGUGACUUUCAGUUUUCCUCAGGUGCAAUUCAACCAGCAUAUGAGGUGAUUCAGUACAUCAGCCUCAGAAGGACAGUUAGCCCAAAAAUUAACUUGCCCGUAAUUUAAAUUUCCAGUGGUUUAGAACGCUUUGGAACCAUUUUUAUACCAGGCAUGCUGAAAUUUGAUUUUUUUUCCUCUAGGCAAGUUCUCUGUUGAUCUGGGACUGUGAUAUGUUUCAUUAAUUUGAUACUUCUGAAUAAUGUAACCAGAUUUAUGAAUAUGGCAUUUGUUAUUUCUCCUCAGCAUGUUCAGCUGCUAUACGAGGUAAACAAAAAAAAAAAAAAAAAAAACAGAACCACAGUUUAAGAUAUGUGGACUGUAAAAUGUUUUGCUUUCCUUUAUCAUUGUUCUGUUGGUGUAGAAAAAAACGCUACUUUCCACCUUGUUUUCAAAAUACUGUAAAUUCCAUCUUAUUUUAUCUGUAUGAAAUUCCAGCAGUUAAUUAAAAAUAUUUGGAAUUUUUUUUAUUUAUAUAAUAUUUGUACUCAUGUCUUUUAAUACCAGUGUUUCUACCUCUCUUGGGUUUGAAGUUGCAUGCAUUAUUUAUAGUUAUGAAACAGUGUUUUUUUUUUUUUUUUUUUGAAAUGGUAUGUUACCACCUUUUUACUACACCUUGUAUAAUUGUACAAUGAAAGAAAAUAAACCUGUUCUAGAUAUAAAGUUGAA